Nycticebus coucang (slow loris) is the source of this 3872-nucleotide messenger RNA. It is a transcript of the gene SDR39U1, whose product is annotated as short chain dehydrogenase/reductase family 39U member 1. The transcript is spliced from 6 exons. The coding region runs from base 31 to 915 and encodes 294 amino acids. The record is from RefSeq and is a predicted model, not a curated record. Lineage: Eukaryota; Metazoa; Chordata; Mammalia; Primates; Lorisidae.
CUAGCGCAUGCGCGUUAGGUCCUGGCCGCUAUGCGAGUGCUCGUGGGUGGUGGGACGGGCUUCAUUGGGACAGCCCUAACCCAGCUGCUAAAAGCCAAGGGCCACGAAGUGACACUGGUCUCCCGACAGCCUGCGCCGGGCCGGAUCACGUGGGAUGAGCUCGCUCUGUCGGGUCUGCCUAGCUGUGAUGCCGCAGUCAACCUGGCCGGGGAGAACAUCCUCAACCCUCUCCGAAGGUGGAAUGAAGCCUUCCAAAAAGAGGUUCUCAGCAGCCGCCUGGAGACCACCCAAAUGCUAGCUAAAGCCAUCACCAAGGCCCCACAUCCCCCCCGGGCCUGGAUCUUAGUCACAGGUGUAGCUUACUACCAGCCCAGCCUGACAGCAGAAUAUGAUGAAGACAGCUCAGGAGGGGAUUUUGACUUUUUCUCCAAACUUGUAACCAAAUGGGAAGCUGCAGCCAGGCUUCCUGGAGAUUCUACACGGCAGGUGGUGGUGCGCUCCGGGGUUGUGCUGGGCCGUGGGGGUGGUGCCAUUGGCCACAUGCUGCUCCCCUUCCGCCUGGGCCUAGGGGGCCCCAUCGGCACAGGCCACCAAUUCUUCCCCUGGAUUCACAUCAGAGACCUGGCAGGAAUUCUGACCUAUGCCCUUGAAGCAAACCACGUGCAGGGGGUCCUGAAUGGAGUGGCUCCAGCCUCCACCACUACAAAUGCUGCAUUUGCCCAAGCCUUGGGUGCUGCCUUGGGCCGCCCAGCCUUCCUCCCUGUUCCUAGUACUGUGGUACAAGCUGUCUUUGGGCGAGAGCGUGCCAUCAUGUUGCUGGAAGGCCAGAAGGUGAUCCCACGGCGGACACUGGCCACAGGCUACCAGUAUUCCUUUCCAGAGUUAGGGGCUGCCUUGAAGGAAGUCAUAGCCUAGGUAAGGAAGCACAUGGCAAAGGGCCUGAGUCCUGUCGCUCAACAGAAGCUUCUUGGUUAGACACUGUAGAUAGGCUCAGCUACUCCUGUGUGUGUGAGAUCUGAAGCCAUCUCAUUCUUGGGGAUUCCUCCUUCCCAUUGUUUUGUUGUUCCAUCUUACUUAGCUGAGACUGUCCAGUCUCAAGGCCAUAAUCUCUUCAGGUUGGGGCUUUAACCUCUUUGACUUCUUGUAAAAGGAUUUCCAGGCUUGCUGUCCAUUGCUGCCCUGCUUCACCUUUAUACUGUGUAGAGAAUGCUCUGCAGCUUAAGCAAUAAAGAUGAAUGAUCUCACUAACCUCAGCUAAUCUCUUUGAUGUAGAUUCUCCUGGAAUUAAUUUCAAGGAAUGUCACCCUAGACGAUUCUUUCCCCUACAUAGGAUUUUGAAAGUUGUAAUGGGCAACCUAUCUACUCACCAUCUUCCCUUCUUGGUCUCUCUGUUGCCAAAAGAGCUGGUCACAAAUACGGGGUAUGAGGUCAUGAUAAAGGUAAUGAUUAAGAGAUUCACAUUGUGUGUAUGUAUCAAAACAUCACAUGUACCCUAUAAAGAUGUAUCUAUUAUAUACCCACAAUAAUUAAAACUUUAAAAAGACAAGAGAAAAUGAUCCAUUUCUAGUGGGGUCUGUAAUAUCCCUGCAUGCCUGUCACAGGGUGCCAUUAGAAUGCCAGCAGAGGAAGAGAUGAGGCCCAGGUGUAAGUCAUCCUUUAGUCUGUGUCACCAAAUGGCAGUAAAUCAAUAAAGCAAUCACAUGGUAUUCAGUGGUCCCAGUUUUUCAAGCUGCAGCAGGACAAAGCCAACAUCCCUGUUAUAAGAAGCCUCGGACUUGCCUCUCAUCUUACUACAGGACUUCAAGCAGACACAGGGCCAUAUAGCCACUUCAGUUGACCAGAGCCUUUAGCACAGAAGGGGAGAAGAUAGCUCUGGCCUACUGCACAUCCUUCAUCACUGAAAGUGAAAAGGGCAAUCCAGAACUAUAAACCCUAUCAGGGAAAAAAAGUCAACAGUAAGUUGUGAUUAUCUGUCAUACAUUGACCAGAAGUAGUUCUCCUAACCCCAGUUCAGGCCAUAUUGACCAACCUUCUUUCUUCUCAGGGGACUGUGUUUCUGAGUCAUUGUUAUUCCCUAACCAGGCUAUCUCCAACACAGCUGCCUCCAUCCCAGGUCAAUACAGUCUAGUGGUACAAAUCACCAACAGGGGCAGAGGUGAAGACACUAGGACCCAGGGACCCUCUCCAUUGUCAUUCUGCUCCUUAUGCACAAUUCAACUCCAUGCCACUUAGGAAGGCAGAAGUCAGAGCCUGAAAAGGAUCCUGUCCCAGGACUCCCUGCAGGGCCAAGAUAGAACAAAACCCAAAGGCACCUGUUCUGCUUUCUUUACCUCAUAUUAGUCUUGAGGGAGAUGACUGGCUCUGUAUUUUUCCUGGUGGAAUAACUGACCUCAAAGGUAAAAGUGAUAUAAAAGCAUAUUUUGGCUGCACUAAAGGAAGAACUGAUUAUUAAUACUGUCCACAUAGGCAAUAUGCUACCUUGGAGGCAGUAAAUUCCUAGGUACAGGAAUCAAGCAGACACAGGGCCAUGCCUAUAGGAAUCAGGGUGGAGAAAGCAUCUCAUGAUGUGAUAGCAGAAUUGGUCUGGUGGCCAGUCACAUGCCUUCCAACGAUGACUGUAGUUUUCAUUUUCCAGAUUGGAUUAUCUAAAACAGCGGUUCUCGACCUAUGGGUUGCGACCCACAGGAACUGUAUCAAAGGGCCACCACUUUAGGAAGGUUGAGAACCACUGAUCUAAAACCACUUGGUUCAACCUCUAUAAGCCCUCCCAUCGCCAUAUACACACAAAGCAGAAGUGCACCUUGCUUUAUGCAACAUAUGUCUUCUGUAGCAAAAAUGUUGAGAGCACAUUAACAUUGUCAAUCACAGAGCACAGCUUCAAAUAAUUUGGUGACUGCUCAGCAAGUGCAACUAACCAGAGACUUUGUGAUACAUUUGUUAGUCUGUAAACACACCUGAAUGCAACAGAAGAGCUGCCAUUUACAGGAACCCUGAGAGUAUUUUGGUAAAGCAAUUACCCCUAAUUUGUUUUCUAAAUGUAGAUUUGGGAGGUUACCCAAAAAGGAUGCAGCCAUUAAAGGGCAUGUUAUACUGAGGACACAGUGUUAAAAUCUAGGUGUGGGCCCUGGAGACAGGACCCACAUCUCUGAGGUUUGAGUUAGGGAGCCUGUAUAGCCACAGGCAACCACCUAAGACUUGGUCCAAGUACCUUUUCUCCAGGAAGCUUUCCUGCAUGUUCUCAUUUCUCCUCCCAAAACGAAUUUUUACCCCUGAUUUGUAGACAGAAGUAAAGGCCAAGCAGCUCAAUCAGGGUCACAGACAAGCGCAACUAAGACCAAAAGCCAAGUCUCCCUCUGCCUUCUUUACCAGCUCACGGCUACCCUCCUGCAAUCCAGCCCACAUGACACUGUAGCCCUACCAGGGCUCAGCAUUCCCUCCACUCUCCCAGGAGCCUAGCCAGCCCUGGGAAGCAUCCUGUUUUCUGAACAGCCAGAGGAGCACCAGGAGGAGGAAAGGCUUAGCUUCCUGCCACCUCUCUUCCAUCCUACUCUCCUCCCAAAUUCAGCCCGUUCCCAGACUUACCCUUUUCAGCAACCCCAGUCCCUAAAGAAACCUAUACUAAGACAAAGUUGAGAAGUUAAGACUGAGCAGAACCUCUGGAGAGCUGGCUGAGGUCCUGACUUGAUAUCAGGUCACUUUAUGGACCUAUACUCAAAGUGCCCCAGGAAAAAGCAUUCUUCACACUCAAAUGCUCUUCCUUGGUACUUCCUUACCCAAAGUACCAACUCAGAGUGAGUUUGGGUCAGAAUCUGAGCAGCAGAGAGACUCUCACAGCAGGGGCUGAGCUGGGAGAGGCUGGAGUUGAUGGGGCU